UAUGAAACUACAUUAUUAAUACUGAAAAAAAUAAAAAAUAAAAACUACUUCAUGCUAAUCUUUUCAUAAAUGGGCUCGACUGACCCGGACAGAAAGCAACCCGACCCGCAAAACAGUCUACUUUAGAUCAGCUUCUCCAAAAUACGCUUCACUCGUCUAUGUUCGUUCAGAUUUUCGCACCUAUUUCUGUUGUUAUCUCAUAGAUCUGCACUAUCAAUUAAAAUCCUAAAUUGCUCAACAAAGGUCAGGCUUUCAGAGAUUGACUACAAGAUCAAACGCUCUGGCCAGGGCGAAACUAGCUGAGUCACAUUCCUAAUCUAAGAAACCAAAGACACCUUCAUAGAAAAACAGAGAGGUUUGUGUUUUACGGUUUGAAUGGCGAGAUCAACCAGCCGGGAUGCCCAAGCUCUAUUCCAUUCCCUUCGCUCUGCAUAUGCUGCUACUCCCACUAGCCUCAAGAUCAUUGAUCUGUAUGUGGGUUUUGCUGUUUUCACUGCUUUGAUUCAGGUAGUUUACAUGGCUAUUGUUGGUUCCUUUCCAUUCAAUUCUUUUCUCUCAGGAGUACUUUCUUGUGUUGGCACAGCAGUGCUUGCUGUUUGUCUCCGUAUCCAGGUGAACAAAGAAAACAAGGAAUUCAAGGAUCUUACACCGGAGCGAGCUUUUGCCGAUUUUGUCCUCUGCAAUCUGGUGCUCCAUUUGGUGAUAAUGAAUUUCCUAGGCUAGGUUUUUAGGCAUUUUGAAACUACUGGACACAGGUUUCCUUUCAAGUCAUAAAUAUAAAAAUAGUUCCAUGCGAUCAAUUCAGCAAAUUGCAUUGGCUUUUAUAAUGUUGCUUAUAAAAUAUUGGGUUUAUCAAGAAUGAUUGGUUUUUAUCUA
Molecule: messenger RNA, 876 nt
Organism: Ricinus communis (castor bean)
Lineage: Eukaryota; Viridiplantae; Streptophyta; Magnoliopsida; Malpighiales; Euphorbiaceae
Product: dolichyl-diphosphooligosaccharide--protein glycosyltransferase subunit DAD1
Exons: 6
Coding region: 376-723 (115 amino acids)
Biological process (GO): protein N-linked glycosylation
Cellular component (GO): oligosaccharyltransferase complex; membrane
Source: RefSeq, a predicted model, not a curated record